UGCAAAUCAUAUCAAUAAGAAAACAUGCGCGAUACCGGAGUAUACGAGUCUCUUUAUCUAUGUAAGCAACGAAAAACCAUUCACCACUGUGUCUGUGAUAGAAAGGGAACACGGUGGUAUACCCAUAAAUCCAAACUCGAAAGGAGUAAUAAGGGCAAUAUAGAAAGCUAAAAACGCAUGCCAUAAUCUGUCACUGAUUAAACGUAAAAGAAUGCUAACAAAUAAUAUUCAUAUGCAAAAUCAUAUAUUCACUCACAUACCAACAAUGUUACCUUAGAAAAACUCAACAAUUGGAACACAUACAAAGCAAAAAUACAACGAUACAUUUAAAAUGUAGUAAUUGAUAGGAUAUAAUAUAAUGGGUGCAAGAUAGAAACAGUUUAAGAAUUAGUUAGAAGUUGGUUAGCUGAUUGGGUUGCCUUUAUAAAAAGGUAGGGGUUCUGGUGGCAGAAGAGCUUUUGGAUAUUCUUUGUGUGUAGAUAGGAAGUUGUUCCCGUAGAGGAAGAGUGCUCUCUUGAGAUUUAGGUGUUGUACCAGUGUAUUUUUUAAUUCCAGAUAGACUUGUCAUUCUAAUCUAAGCCCCUGGGUCGACCCUGACGUUUUCUAAAGUUAGAUCCUAAUUUUUUGGCAUGACAAGUGAGCACUAAAUUUCUUGUUUUGUUGACAGCGAGUUAUUAUUAGUAUGACAGUGAUGUGUUUCUUCUGUUUUUUUAUUUUGCCUUUGGCUUGGUUUUGUGAUUCAAUCUUUUAAGCUUUUGUUAUUCUGCGCUGGAUAAAACGGUUUCGAAGGCGGAUACACUGCAUUGUGAAUUAUUCAGUAAGUUUUUAACACUCUGAAAACAGCUCUUUUAUUCAUUUGUAAAUCGCACAUUGUCUUGAAGGCUUUUUGUCAAGGUUCUUCCCAAAAUUGUGAGAGAUGGAUUGAUGGGAUAGUUUCUUGAACUUGUUAACAGGGCAUAUGUUAUUUGGUACUUAUCUACGAAUGCACAUGUUAACAUUAGAAUUUUCUGAAUGUAGAAUCUUCCAACUCUGCUAGAUCUUAUACCAGUUGUUCACUUUUAUUUGCAGCGUGUCAAUUGAUAUAUAUAUAUAUUUAAUAUGGAUCCUAAGAACUUUUUCACGACAUCAUUUUUCGGUGCACUUGAACAAAAUACAGAAGAGGGUUCAGAGAUAUAAUAGACAAACCGUGUCCAAGACAGAGCGAUUGAUAUGCUUUGAUAUGCUUAAUGCACAAUUUUUCCUUAGCUUUGGUUUAUUUUUUUUAAUAAAUAACAGAGCGAUUGAGGUGAUGGUUGAACCACAAGAAAAUGUUAAUCCAAUCCAAGAGUUAACCUUGAAACAAGAAAAGGGUAAUGGCGGGUCCUCUUCAGAACAGAUUGGGGACAAGAAAAAGGGAGGGAGGACGAAAGCUAACCCUGAAACAGAUCUAGCAAAAUCAACUGCUACCGAUUUGGACAGAGUAGUCGAAAAGGAUCCAAGGGAAGUUAGUAGUCCCUCUCAACAAGAAAAUCCUGAUGUGAAUAUAUCUCCAAAGUCGGUCAUGAACAAUGGUGUUGCAUGCGCUUUAACUAAUUCCAAGUCCAUUAAAAAGCAAGAGGAUGCUGAAUGCUCUAAUCACUCUGAAGGUUUAAAUAUAUCUGGUCAUGAGGUGCGUAAUGAUUUAGACUCUGAAAAAGUUGACAACAGUAAUGAUAAGGAAACUGAGAAAAAGCUCAAAAACAACAGCAAGAAAGUGUCCAGUUCCCCUCACGUGGACCAUUUAGUUGAAGCAGCAGGACCUUCAGAGAAUGACAAAGAGGUUGAUGCUAAGACUUUAUCACCAACGGUAUACAACAAUGAAUCUGAAGUUGCUUCUCCACAAAGUAAGAACCUCCAUGGUGGAGGGAAGACGAAAGCUAACCCUGAAACAGAUCUGGCAAAAUCAACUGCUACUGAUGUGGAUAGGGAAGUGGUUUCUUCUCCAAGGCCUGGUACAAAAUCAACUAAAGAUGAAAGUUCAGAGGAGACUCCCAAGACAAAUUUGAAAAGGAAACACAGUUCAGGAAAAGAAAAUGAGUCUGAUGUGAAGGACUAUGGUGAAAACCUUUAGGAUUGUGAGUUUUACAAAGGUGUUAUUCAUUUUUCUUAUUCUGGCAAAAAGAAGCGCAAGGUCUUGUACGAUGAUGGUGAUGAAGAAACAUUAAAUCUCGGGAAAGAAAAGUGGAAGUUAAUUGAAGUGCAGAUGAAGUUGGUCUACGGCAUUUCUUUAUACACCAAAUUUUUUCUGCACAUAAAUUAAUGACAAUUAUUUCUCUUGACAGGAAGGACAAAGUGAACGUGAAAGUCUUGAUGCUUCCACCGAUAUGAACUGCAACUGCUCGUCGAUUGAACCCUGGAUGUUUCUCCUUAUUUGAAUGUUAUCGAAGGUGCAAAGAAUGACUAACAGUGAUAUGUCGUCCGCUAAUCUCUCAUGGAGAAAAAUUGGAGUAGAUGAAGUACACAAAUGCGAGUCCUAUUCAAAUAUCAAGAUGUGCUUGAAGUGGUUGAAGGCGAUCAUCAAGAAUUUCCUGCGGGUGUAGCUGAUGAUCAGAAGGCCGAGGAGAGAAAGAAAGACAAUAAAGCGUUGUUCAUUAUUCACCAAUGUGUAGACGAUGUUCACUUUGAGAAAAUUCAGCAUGUGAAGACUACGAGGGAAGCUUGGAGUAUCUUGAUUAGGUGUCAUACUAGAGGUGAAAAGAUCAAGAAGGUCAAGUUGCAGACGUUAAGGAGGCAGUAUGAGUUGAUGAAGAUGAUGCAAGGUGAUAGAGUGAGAGAGUACUUUGACAAAGUGAUUGCCAUCACCAAUCAAAUGAACUCAUGCAGCGAAGUCAUCACGGACUUAAUGGUCAUUGAAAAGAUCAUGAGGUCUUUGCCUCAAAAAUUCGAUUACAUAGUUGUGGCUAUAGAAGAGUCAAAAGAGCUUAAUAAGAUGAAGAUAGAAGAAUUGCAAAGCUCCUUGGAAGCACACGAGAUGAGGUUGUUUGAAAGAAAUCCAAUUAGGAUUGAUGAACAUGCAUUAAAGGUGCAUGAUUCCAAGAAUGAAGAGAAGAAAACAUUCGAGAAAUGGAAAGGCAAACAUGGUAAAGGGAAGUGGAGAAAUGAUAGAACCAAAGAUGAUCAAGAUGAGUCUUCAACAGAGGAGGAAGGCAAACCAGAUAAGAACUUUCACAAGAAAGACAAGAGGAAUGUUGAAUGUUUCAAUUGUCAUAAGU
Messenger RNA from Vigna umbellata (rice bean), 3230 nucleotides. The record is from RefSeq and is a predicted model, not a curated record. NCBI's taxonomy places the organism in Eukaryota, Viridiplantae, Streptophyta, Magnoliopsida, Fabales, Fabaceae.